UACUCAUCCACAGUGGAAGCAGGACGCUCGCGGGCAGCAAGGUGCUCAUCUGACGUGCCGACGUCACCGGGUCUUUGACAGCACUUCCUGGAGUGGUGUUUGUUGUGGGAAACAGCCCCGGUGCUGCUGAGCUGAACUGGGGAAUUAGGCCACAUACACGGCAGGAACAGACGCGACACGCCGUUGCUUCGCUCCCACCUUCAAACAUGUGGUCGCGGCUGCCUUUGACCGCUACCAGAUAAUAAGGACAGAGGAGAAAAGAGAAAAGGGGUACGCUGGAGAGAAGGACGAGGUGGAAGAGGAAAAAAAACAACAACAUAUUCUCAGAGCAGCACAGCAGAGCCGCCGACAGCACGGAGCUGUCGCGAUGUUGUAACUAAACCAUGGACAGCAGGAUAAAGGAGAACCCAGAAAGAACAUUCGAUCUGGUAGUACAAGUGGCGUGCCCAUCGUCUGAAAAUGAGGAUCCAACCGUGCUGUGGAGCUUCCCCCAGGACCACACAGACCAGGAAGUUCUUCAGACAAUACCAAAGUUCUGCUUUCCCUUUGACGUGGAAAGGGUUUCCCAGAAUCAGGUGGGGCAGAACUUCACCUUUGUUCUCACAGACAUCGACAGCAAGCAGAGGUUUGGUUUCUGUCGACUCACCCAAGGCUGCCGGGUCUGCAUAUGUCUCCUCAGCUAUCUACCAUGGUUUGAAAUCUACUACAAGUUGCUGAACACACUGGCUGACUACUUAACAAAACAGCAGGAAAAUGACUUGAAUGACUUGCUGAAUUCCCUCUAUGAGCUGCCUGUGCCAAAGCCUUUCACACCAGUCAACUUGAGUGUGAAUGAGCGGUUGUGUAUUGCCACUGGGCAAGUACUGAGAGAUCAGCCAAGCAAGGAGCCGCACUCCUACUUCAUCGCGCCGGAUAUCAAUGGACUGCCAACUAUCCCAGAGAGUAGGAACCUGACGGAGUACUUUGUGGCUGUGGACAUCAACAACAUGCUCCAACUGUACGCCAGUAUGCUGCACGAACGGCGCAUCAUCAUUACCUCAAGGAAGCUUAGCACUUUAACUGCAUGCGUCCACGGUGCAGCGGCUUUGCUCUUUCCGAUGUACUGGCAGCACAUCUUCAUCCCGGUUCUGCCUCCGCAUCUUCUGGACUACUGCUGUGCUCCGAUGCCAUACUUCGUGGGAGUUCACUAUAGUCUGCUUGAGAGGGUACGCAGUCGAUCACUGGAGGAUGUGGUCAUUCUGAAUGUGGACACGAACACCCUGGAGACCCCGUUUGAUGACCUGCACAACCUACCCAGCGACGUGGUGUCCGCUCUGAAGGGCAAGCUGAAGAAGCAGUCCACGGCAACAGGAAGUGGCGUGGCCAGGGCCUUCCUGAGAACGCAGGCCGCUCUGUUUGGAUCGUACAGAGAUGCGCUCAGAUAUAAACCUGGAGAACCAAUCACCUUCUGCGAGGAGAGUUUUGCCAACCAUCGCUCGAGUACGAUGAAGAACUUCCUGUCCAUGGCUGUCAACCUGCAGCUCUUUAAACAGUUCAUCGACGGACGGCUGGCCAAAUUAAACGCAGGCCGCGGCUUCACCGAUGUGUUUGAAGAAGAGAUCACAGAGGGGGGCUUCUGUGGAAGUAAUUCAAGGUCCUACCAGCAGUGGAUGCACACUGUGAAGAGAGGAGGAGCAUUUUUCAACACAGCUGUGUCAAAGGCCAAGGUUCAUGCCAAGCGGGGCAUUCGGGACAUUAAGGGGAGACUUAAAGCAAGGGAAGACGAAGAAGACGGGAUGACAGUCCGUCCAGGGUCUCCCACCAGCACCAAGAGCCUGUCUCCAAGGAGACUGCAAAAGAUGAGACGGCACAACUUAAACAAGUCUCCCAUGAGCGUGGGCCCUCGAGAUCUUGGCUAUGGGCUCGACGAUGAUGAGUUGGACACUGCGAGCAAGAUCUCCUCUGAAGACAGCGGCGAGGUCCGUUCGUACACUGAAGACAGCGACGACUCGGACUCCUUCUAUCCGGACAUCGACCCGUCACCUUCCAGCCAGAUGAACCUGCUGGAGGAAAUCCUGGAUUCUCUGACCACAACAACAACGGACCAAGGAAAACUCAGUGCUGCCAAGAGCUUGGACUUCUUUAGGUCCCUGGAUGACUUGGAUGACUACAAGGUCCAGUCAAAGCCAUCGCCUUGCAGCCACUCCACAGCUGCAGACGACGGCAGCUUUGACGGCGGCGCCGAUCACGGCGGAUGGAACAUGGGCCAGGAUGACAGCGCCGUCCAUGGAAAACACCUUCCUCCGUCCCCACGCAGGCAGCCCAACAAGAGCAGCCUGAAGAGGUCCGGAAACCUCGCAGCCUUCUCUGCAGUGACUCCCUGCUCCGCUUCUCCUCCUUCUCUAGAUGCCAACGGCACCAAGUCGGAUCCUCCUCCCCUCUUCUCCUCCAAGUCCCGUCCCGAUUCCCACCUCAUGCCUUCGGGUCGACCUCCAGGAGACCACCGGUUGUCCUAUUCCCCCCUGCUGCUCCAUAAAGUUACACCCCCAUCCUCACCUGCGGCUCAGCCAGACUCUUCUCCGGAACCGACCAGCCGGAGUCGCACCAUCUCAGACCCUCAGUGCAACUCCGAGCCCUCCCAAACCCAGAACCAAAGCGGGUCCACCGGCAUCCUGAGGAGAAAGGUCAUGUCCAAAGAGAUGGUGAAAAACUUCCACGAGCGGUCGGUCCGGAGGCAGCGCAGCAGAGGAAACCAUGACAGCCAGACGAGCCCAACGAAGAGCAGCCAGGUCCAGGUCCCCUGGAAGAAGGAGGAGGAGGAGGAGGAGAGGAAGGAGGAGAAGGAGACUCCUAAAGACAAGCUGCUGGGCUUUGGGCUGUGUCUGGGUCAGUGUGAAGGCUCGGAGACGGCUGGAGGGCCGGACCCGGGCCUGCUGGAGGAGAUAGAGUCCAUGUGUUGCCUCAGCUCAUCGCUUCACAGCAGCCUGCAUCUCUCUCAAGUCCACUGCAGCAACAGCCACCAUCAGGUCCAAGGAAAAGCCACAGAGAAGUCCUAAAGAUGACAGGAAAAGGAAAACUGACUCAGGUUCCUGUCCUCUGUUACAGCUGAUCAGCUGAUAAGGGAACGUUAUGAACAAACCUAAUAAGGGCCAAAACAAACAAAAAGCCUCAGAGCAAAGAGCUGGUCGCGCUGAAUGGAAGCACUGCAGAGUUCUCCAUCUGUCCUCCAUCUACUGGAAGAGAAACUUGGUCAAAUAAAUUAUUUUACAUAAAGAAUACCUCAAAAACAUGGUGGAGAGUGAGUGAAAUUAUAAAAAGCAUCCAAUUAUGAUUCAAAUCAGGAAUACAUACUGAUAAACGGUGAAGUAAAUUUAAACGCACAUACAUUUACUAGAUAUUAAUGUUUAAACUUAAUCUAUAAAAUAAAUAAGAUGCAUGAGAAUAGGUGGAGAUUUCUGCUCAGUUUCAGUUCAGUUUUUUUCUUCAUCUGUCUGCAAAGAUCUGAACACUAGAGAUGCACUGAUCACCAUUUCCAGGCCGAUACCGAUUUCUGAUCCUCCUCCAGGUCUGAACUGUCGAAGUUGUUUUGUUAUUCUGAGGACCAUAACACAUAAAAGACAAAUAAACAUCCUGCAGGUUAUUUUAUAGAGGUAUUGUUAUAAAAUAUGGCUUAUUCUACGUUAUGCUUCAAAGCAAAUAUUACUAAACAUUAUCUGAUUUUAAUAAACUAAAAGUGCAUUGACGUUCUUACAUUUUGUUGCAUUUAACAAAAUGUAAAAUGCAAAAUAUUUUACAUUUUAAAGACUCAAAAAUCUCAUUUUUGAGUCUUUGGCCUGGAAAAUUGGCUGAUUCCAACGUCCAGCCGGUCGAUCGGUGCAUCUCUACUCAGCACUUUAGCUUCAUUUAUUUGAUGUCAGUACUUUGCAAGGAUUUCAAAGGACCAGUUUCCCCUAAACACAACAUCAUGUUUCGUUGAACUCUGUGUUCUGAAAAAUGUCAUGCUAAAAAUUUGCACUCAUGGCUUAAUUUCUGAUAAUCACCCGUUACUACCUUGUACUAAACUGCAAAACCAGCAAGAUGCACAAUGUCCACGCAGGCCUUUGAAACUAAUUAAACUCAGUUGGAUUUGUGAUUUUGAUCACCAUGCCUUAAGCGGACAUGCGAUUUGUUUUGAUACUGAUGUCUUAAACUUUAGAAAUCACUGCAGGUACUUUCUAAUCAGAAUCCUAAACACAGCAGUUCACAUUCACAGAGAAGUAGAUGUUCUUGUGCGAAUGUUACUCCUACCUGUUAAGACUAAAUACCUGAUGAAGCAAAGAGUCGCAUGACUGAGAAAAGCCAGAGUUUUUACUUCAUUUUUCUGUAUGUUUCUGUUUCCAUCGGCCUUUUGCUGCUCUUAGCAUGUUUCUCAACGCCGGCUUUACAAAUUGAGAACAGUUGUUGGCGAACUUUGAAGGAUGUUGAUGAACCCAAUCCCACAGUCGGUCCAAAACGAGCUCCGUUCCCGUUAUUCCACCUCUCUGUGCUUUUUCCCUAACCUCUGUGUGGCACUUUGCCUUAAGGCUGUUUACGCUCUGAAGAUAUCAACCACAAAAUGGGUCAUGAAUAGCAGGAAUAUGUCGUGUUGAAGUUUUUGAAAGAUUAAUUUAAACUGUGUGGAAUCUUGUUGACAGGUAUCAUGCUUUUGUUUUUCCUUCUUUUUUUUGUCUCUUUUCCUUUCUUUGUGUUUUAAUAGGAAAUGCAACCUCUGUCUGACUAGGAAACCCUCUGCACUGUACUGCAGGGGAGGACGAUUGUACUGUAAUGAAGCAAUAUACUGCAGGUCGCUGCGUGGAUGAAAUGUGUUCAGGGUCUAAAGUAUUUUUAUAAGCGUCUCUCCUGUGGAGAGAAGCAUCAGCAUCCAGGGAUCCCGGCUUCGUGUCGUUCUCUGCGUCACCACAAACCCAGAGGAAGAGAAAACGCUUUCGCUCGCUCGGGUUGGGAUUACUACAUUUAUGGUCCGUUGUUCUUAUGAUUUAUGCCAGACGCCAGUCGCUGUGGCAGUUUAAUAGCGGCUGUUUCUCCACUUCUCGAGUGCUGCUCUGCGUUAACGAUUUGCCCAUAAAGUCUUUGGCGUGCUUCUAAAAAGCUAAAAAGAAUCAGUCAUGGUAAUUCCAAGAAUGGUUAAAGACAAAGAAAAAUACAAAGUCCAGAACAGUUUCUGCACUGGCCUCGCUCACUGUAAACACUUUAACAAACUUGUGUACUAUGCAAAUAUUUAGAAAUCUUAAAAGAGGCCAGUUUUCUUCACCACUCGGGUAACUGGGAAUGUCCCAGUGAGGAAUUACUUUCCUCCCUGAUAGUAAUCAGUAGCUUAAGAUUACGGCAUUUGCUGCCACAGAGUCUGAGCCCAAUAAGUCUUGAAAUAAUAACACACAUAAGCUUAAAUAUGCCGAUUCGAUCAGUUUUGUGAUUGUGUCCAACAUAACUCACUCAUCAGUGAUGUGCCAGACGGCAACGGCUAUUUUUAUCCAACCGGUUUUUAAGCGUCUGCAAUGAACUCAUGUUUGCUUAUGAUGGCCAUUGCUUGGUCCGGUUUGCUGAGAUGCUAGGCUAACACUAGCAUGUUUACCCUGAUUUAGUAAUUUAUUGAUACAUUUGACAGCUAUCCAAUCCCAAAUGGACUUUGUUGAUGAGAUCUGACUACAGUUACUGUUACAGAAGUUGACAAAGCCACGUCUUGCUCCUGCUGAUGAGACGCUCAUCUGAAGUCCUGAAGUGCUCGGCUAAUGCUAGCAUGUCUCAACUUUGCUUAACCAGAACUCUAGCGGAUUCUGAAGUCAGUUCUGACUGAACUUGCUAAAUGCGGCUCACAUUUUAUUCCUGCUGAUGAUUUGUUUUUAAUGCAUAACAGUUUGCUGAAGUGCUAGGCUACUGUUAGCUAGUUUAUUCUUUGUUUUGCUUUGUCUUGACUAUGUGAAACAUAUUUCAACCCUAUUUGAGUUUGUAAACUUACAGCUACACUCUUCAGUAAAAUCACUUCUUGCUCAUACUGACAACUUUUUCAUGCUAGUUUAACGCGCAUGUUUUCUGGUUACAUAUUUGGUGGUGUUGACAAAAUUUACAGAGAGUUGUUUUCUUGAAUUACAAACUUAAAACAACAUUCGUUUUAAUGUCUAGUGUUUCCGCUGUUCUCCUUAACAUUGACAGAUGUCUGUGUGCUGCACAUAACGCAGACUGGAACAAGCAGCAUCCAAUACAGUCUCUAUUUGACUGUGAAUGUCGUUGUAAAGGCUGAAAGGCGCUUCGUUUUGGAGAUUAAAACUGUUUUGCAAACUGUGCACAUGAAAAUAGGUGUUGAGUUUUAAAAAUCAGCAGCAUGGUUUGCUAGAAGUGGCUAUCAGGAGUCGAGUCGGAUUCAGAUUAUUGGAAAUGCUGAGAUCAGGAGCCCGUCUCUUAUAAAGAAAUCCGUC
Poecilia latipinna (sailfin molly) is the source of this 6431-nucleotide messenger RNA. It is a transcript of the gene dennd1b, whose product is annotated as DENN/MADD domain containing 1B. Gene Ontology annotation, molecular function: phosphatidylinositol phosphate binding; guanyl-nucleotide exchange factor activity. Gene Ontology annotation, cellular component: intracellular membrane-bounded organelle; cytosol; nuclear speck. Gene Ontology annotation, biological process: endocytic recycling; endocytosis. The coding region runs from base 384 to 3035 and encodes 883 amino acids. The record is from RefSeq and is a predicted model, not a curated record. NCBI's taxonomy places the organism in Eukaryota, Metazoa, Chordata, Actinopteri, Cyprinodontiformes, Poeciliidae. The transcript has 23 exons.